This is a messenger RNA of Melopsittacus undulatus (budgerigar), 1213 nucleotides long. It is a transcript of the gene SELENOI, whose product is annotated as selenoprotein I. The transcript is spliced from 10 exons. Gene Ontology annotation, biological process: phosphatidylethanolamine biosynthetic process. Gene Ontology annotation, cellular component: Golgi apparatus; endoplasmic reticulum membrane. Gene Ontology annotation, molecular function: ethanolaminephosphotransferase activity. The coding region runs from base 62 to 1213 and encodes 383 amino acids. NCBI's taxonomy places the organism in Eukaryota, Metazoa, Chordata, Aves, Psittaciformes, Psittaculidae. The record is from RefSeq and is a predicted model, not a curated record.
GGUAGGGCGGGCGCGGAACGGAGCAGCGGUGCUGGCCGCGGGAGCAGGCGUGGGGGCCGCCAUGGAGUACGUGACCGCAGAGCAGCUGGCCGGCUUCAGCAAGUACAAGUACAGUGCUGUGGACAGCAACCCUCUGUCUCUGUAUGUCAUGCAUCCCUUCUGGAACACGAUAGUGAAGAUCUUCCCUACCUGGCUGGCCCCAAAUUUGAUAACGUUUUCUGGCUUCCUGCUGCUUGUCUUCAACUUCUUCCUCAUGGCAUACUUCGACCCUGACUUUUAUGCUUCUGCUCCUGAUCACCAGCAUGUUCCAAAUGGAGUGUGGGUCAUUGUGGGUCUCCUGAACUUCAUUGCCUAUACCCUGGAUGGUGUUGAUGGGAAGCAGGCUCGCCGGACCAACUCCAGCACACCUCUGGGAGAGCUCUUUGAUCAUGGCCUGGACAGCUGGGCAUGCGUGUACUUUGUCGUGACAGUCUACUCCACCUUUGGACGGGGUUCCACCGGUGUCAGUGUCUUCGUUCUCUACCUCCUCUUAUGGGUGGUUUUGUUUUCAUUCAUCCUCUCCCACUGGGAGAAGUAUAACACAGGGAUUCUCUUCCUGCCUUGGGGAUAUGACAUCAGCCAGGUGACCAUUUCAAUUGUCUACAUAGUGACAGCCAUUGUGGGAGUUGAGGCCUGGUAUGCACCUUUCCUGUUUAAUUUCUUAUAUAGAGACCUAUUCACUGCAAUGAUUAUUGCUUGUGCACUCACUGUGACACUGCCCAUGAGCCUGUAUAACUUCUACAAGGCCUAUAAAAACAACACCUUGAAGCACCACUCUGUGUAUGAAAUAAUGCUGCCACUAGUAUCUCCAGUGUUGCUGUUCUUGCUCUGCACCACGUGGGUCUUCAUGUCCCCGACAGACAUCCUCGAGGUCCAGCCCAGGCUCUUCUACUUCAUGGUUGGAACAGCCUUUGCUAACAUUUCUUGCCAACUGAUUGUCUGUCAGAUGAGCAGCACACGCUGCCAGCCUCUGAACUGGAUGCUGCUGCCCAUAGCGGCAGCACUGGUCAUGGUGGUGUCUGGGUUCGUGCCCAACAGCGAAACACUUCUCCUCUACGUGUUAACUGCUUUCCUCACCCUGGCACACAUCCACUACGGAGUAGUCGUGGUGAGCCAGCUGAGCAGGCACUUCAAUAUACGGCCCUUCUCGCUAAAGAAGCCCACGCCAGAUUGA